GGAAUAUUGAAAAAUUUGGGAUACCAGAGCAAAAUUAAAAUUUUGCAGAAAAAGGUUCAAAAGAACACGGUUGUAUUUUACCUUAUAUUCCCUCGCUGGCUACAAAAAAGAAAAGAGAAGAAAAAAACAAAACAGAAAGAAAAGUACAUUUCAGAUCUCUCUUCUGCAACCGGCUAUUCGAGUCCCCAAAGCUCGCAAGAGUAAGAAGGCCAAUAUAUAUAUAAUAUAGAGAGAGAGAAGAAGAAGAGAGUGGAGAGAGAAAGUAGAGAGAAGAAGAGGCGGUGCUGCAUAACAGUGGGAGAAGGAGGAGAAGAAGAAGAAGAAGAAGAAGAAGAAGAAAUGGGUUGCAGAAACAGAGAGUUGUUGGAGGAAGAAAGUGCGGUCUCGGUUUCACUGAGCGACGCCCUAAUUUUCUCUACCAUGUGUAUCGUUGGCCUCCCAGUCGAUGUUCACGUCAAGGAUGGUUCGAUUUAUUCUGGAAUAUUCCACACAGCCUGUCUAGAGAAAAACUAUGGUAUUGUAUUGAAGAGAGCAAGGAUGACUAAAAAGUGUAAUUGUGAUGCUAAUGUGGCGAAUGGGGGUCUAAUAGAAACACUUGUAGUCUUAUCAGAAGAUCUUGUCCAAGUGGUUGCCAAGGAAGUUCUGCUUUCAUCAGAUGGUAUCGUUGGCAAUUUCACUGGGGAUGAUGUAGAGGAUAUAGCCGGUGCUGUUUCUUCCACUGAAUGUGCAGAGAGCAAAGCCAAGAUGAGAAAGCAUAGGGAGUCUAAUCUGUACUUAAAGCAAAUUAAUCAAACAAGGAGUUUGGUCCAAAUUGAGACUGAGGAACCUCGUGGUUUUGCACUAACAACGGUUCGUCAUUUAGGCAAUGCUCCAGAAGUUGAAAAGAGAAAUUCAGACGGCAUACAAUUAGCAAAGAAGGGAGGAGCUUCCCGUGCUCCACUAAAUGAGAGACAGGUUGGAGGCGGCAGGUCACAAGGAAAACAUGGUGAUUAUGAACAGACGUCUGAAUUACAAAAAGAAGAAACUACACAAGAAGCUCAAGGCUCAAGUUCAAGUUUUGAUGCACGCCUUAUACAGUUAAAUGCUGUUGGGGAUUGUGGAAAGAUAACACCCAAUCUAUUGCCGAAUGGUGCAAUUCGUGACAAUCCCGCUCCUUCCAUUGUCAAAGUGGAUGAUCAAUGCCAAGAAAGGCACACUUCAAAUGACUUUCCAUGCUCAAAUGCUAUAUCUUCAGGUCUACCAACCUCUGUCACUUCACUUAUGUAUGUUACCUCAGAGUCAUGUCAUUCAUCGUCUUCUCCAAUUGAAAUGGCCCCUCCAAAAAGUUCAGGUUCCAAUAGAAGUGCUAAGGAAUUUAAGCUCAACCCUGGUGCAAAGAUUUUCCGUCCAUCAUUCUCAAACCAUAGAUCAACAACUCCUCCUGUGGUGCCAGCAAUUACAAGUGUGAGUUACAUACCAGACAACUGUCCUGUGGUACCCAUUGCUGCUGCAGAGCCAGAUGUUGAAAUCAACACUUUUUCGCCUCGUACAUCUCCACCUGUUAAGUUUGUUCCAAUCAGUAACUUGAUGACUGGAAAUGACAGCAGUGAUUCUCAAUAUGCCCAGCCUAUUGUUGGCCAUGUGGGAAGCAGGACACAGCCAAUCAGAUAUGCUGGUCAGUAUCAUCCUCUUCAAGCUGGGCCUGCCUAUGUUCAUCCAAAUUCUCUAAAUGUUAUGGUUGGACGACUGGGUGGGCAGCUCGUAUACGUUCAUCCAGUUUCUCAUGAUGUGACUCAGGGUGCGGCAGCUCUCUCUCAAGUGUCUACUCGUCCUCUGCUGACUCCACAUCAGGUCCAUCUUCCUAAGCACCAAGGCUUAAACACAAUAAAUCAUGGAAGUGCUGCAGCUCAAGCAUUGCAGGUGUGUGUGACUCCCACUUUUAUAGCGAGUGGACAGCAGCCGCUUGCGGUGCCAAGCCAUAUACCUCUUACGCAACCUCCCUACCCCAUUAUUCGUCCAAUUUCAGUUCCAGGAUCCAAUGGGUUUUUCAGCACCAAGUUCUAGUGAAUAUCCUCUUCUAUAAUUUUUUUUACCCCACCAAAAUUUUGGCAUAUCAUUAAUUUUUUAAUCAAGUUUAGCUUUCUCCAUUUUUAUUUUUAUCCUACACAUGGGAUUAAUAAUGUUUACGUGAUGAGAGGAGGGGUUGAAACGUUGUAAAGCUGGUCUAAGAACAGAGUUGUGUUUAUUUAUUUUUUUCCUUUUUGGUUUUUGGGUAGAAACAGUGGACAAUUUUUUCUGUAAGAUUUCAUUGUAGGUUCGAUUUACAAUUUAUUGAAUGGAAGUUGGAUUUACGGAGAACAUUAAAAAAAAAUUGGGAGUUCAGAUGUUUCUUCAUAUAAUAUUCAGAUAGAGAACUAAAUUUUUCUAGGAGAUCAUUGUCGUCUUCUUUUUAUUGAGAAAAUUAGAGUUAAAGCUGAUAUUGCAUGUAAAUGAUUAUGAGGUGGAGAACGAUAUUGUUACUAUAUGUUAUGCAUUUCUUUUCUGUU
Cornus florida is the source of this 2525-nucleotide messenger RNA. RefSeq lists its product as uncharacterized. Bases 340 to 2043 code for a protein of 567 amino acids. The transcript is spliced from 13 exons. NCBI's taxonomy places the organism in Eukaryota, Viridiplantae, Streptophyta, Magnoliopsida, Cornales, Cornaceae. Gene Ontology annotation, molecular function: RNA binding. Gene Ontology annotation, cellular component: cytoplasmic stress granule. The record is from RefSeq and is a predicted model, not a curated record. Gene Ontology annotation, biological process: cytoplasmic stress granule assembly.